GUGGGCUACAGGUUUGUAGUUGACUUGGGAUGAAUGAACAUGAAAGAAUCCAUUUUAUUCUGCUCCACUUUGGAAAAACAGAGUGAAGAAGACUACGAGAUGCAGGUGAGCCUAUCGGAGGCUUUAUGUCGUCUGACUCCCAGGAAGGAGCGAGUCCAGCGAGCCAAUCAGUGGUUCUGCUGCGACAUUGGCAACGCCUUCUGCAACAUAAAAGACGCGGACUUUGAGGUGGAUUGUCGGCAUUUCCUGAACUUCCUGAACGAUUGUCAUGGUGAACAGAGAAGGGUUUGGAGCGUACCAUGCGUCAGAGCCUUCUUGGAGACCACAGAGCUCUUUUGCCCCAAAGAUGAAAAACUAGAUGAGUUCUGGGUAGACUUCAACUUUGGAUCGCAAUGCAUCAGCUUCUUCAUUGACCUUCCUCAGGGUUUCCUGUGGGGUUCUGUGCACCUGCUUAAGGAAGAGGUGGACCGGUACCAGCUUGAGGUCCCGCAGGAUGAAGGAAGCAGGGCUCAGGCAGUCCUCAGUGUCCAGCUGAAGAUUCCCAUCAUGCACCUGAGUAGCAAAGGCCACAGAGUAAAGCUGCUCUUCCGUCCGGAGCUGCUGGGAGAGCUGGAGGCGGCGGCUGCGAGGGUCUUUAUGGUCGAGGGAGCUUACAAAGACGCAGGUGAUGGAGUCCAGGCCUCCCCCUCUACUACAAGACCGCUUGGUAGAGUCUACAAGAAGAAGCCACCCAGUCAACUGAAAGUUCUUCCACUGUCAUCCCCAAGCAGUGACGACGACGACGCCUCGGUUACCAUGAGUUCCAGAAGUAAAGCAGAGAUCCUGUUUGAUCAAGUAUUACACUCGACGCCGUUGAAAGUGUCUGGCGUUCUUGCGUGGACAGAGCCUGAGAUCUUUCAGGAAGAGAAAUUUGACACUGGGGGAAAGAUUUCUGAUAUGACAAAGGAUGGUUCCGGUUCCAAAAGAAAGCGAGCCCCUCCAGAAUUAGGCAGUCCCAUCUGCGUUCAGGAGCUAGAGGUGGAGCCAGAGGAGUUGGAGGAUCCAGCGAGGCCAGGGCCCUCCAAACCCCAUUCGGUGCAUCUUGAGUGGGGGAGGGCGCUAACUAAAGCCAUGCUGCAAAAUCAGCAAGACACAAAAGAUCAAUUGAAAAUCAUUGCAGACACACUGCAACAUAUCAAUGAGUCACUGGCACAGAUUGCUGCUGCAUGUGCAACAAACGUGUUAAAUAAACAAAAUGUUGAAUGA
Messenger RNA from Phycodurus eques (leafy seadragon), 1245 nucleotides. RefSeq names its product synaptonemal complex protein 2-like (gene sycp2l). Lineage: Eukaryota; Metazoa; Chordata; Actinopteri; Syngnathiformes; Syngnathidae. Bases 34 to 1245 code for a protein of 403 amino acids. The transcript has 13 exons. The record is from RefSeq and is a predicted model, not a curated record.